GUUUAUGUUGCGUGUUCAUUUUGAAAAGAUCUCGUUUCUUGAGUUCUUGAUAAAUCGAAGCAGAAAUUUGUGUUGCUGUUGUAAGAGUUUAUGUUGCGUAUUGAGUUUGAAAAGCUUGGUUUCUUCGGUAUCUUCUUCGGGAGAGCGUGGAUUGAAACUAUUGGUUGCUGUUUUGUUUUUAUCAGGAAUCUUAUUUGCUGAUUGUUGCCAAAUUCCUUUUUUGUUGUUAUUUCCAGAUGUGCGGCCAUUUAUGGUGCUGCAAAAAUUGGCCUUCUAAAGGCGUUCGGUGUGUUAUUUUGACUUCUCACAGUAUCAUUUUGGGCCUGGUUGAUCAAUGAUUUGAAUCUGAUUAUGUGAUUAAUAUUUUUGAUUUGAUUGAGUGGUUCAUAGUUCGUUCUUGUUCGACGAAUUUUCCUAUGAAAGUGGGCUGAACUUCCCAUUUCUUUCAUGGAUAGUAAUCAGUUUGGUUCUAACUGGGAUGAUGUGAUUUGUUCGAUAUGCUUGGAUUUUCCUCAUAAUGCUGUACUACUUCAAUGCUCGUCGUAUGAUAAAGGAUGUCGCCCCUUUGUGUGCGACACUGACCAUUUACACUCGAAUUGUCUUGGUCGUUUUAAAGAUGCACACAAUACAACUCCCCCAUCAACAUCUGAUGUAGUUCCUCGAAUCAAUGCCGAGCUGGUGGCACCAGAAGGUAAUUGCCAAUUAUGCUGUCCUUUGUGUAGAGGGGAUGUGAAUGGAUGGAAGGUGGUUGAUGAGGCCCGCAUACAUUUGGAUAAAAAAAAGCGUUGUUGUGAGGAGGAACAAUGUAGAUUUAUGGGUACAUAUUUAGAAUUGCAACAGCAUGCUCAGGUGGAACAUCCUCAUGCCCGUCCUUCAAAAAUCGAUCCUGCUCGACAACUAGAUUGGGAAAAUUUUCAACAAUCCUCUGAGAUCAUCGAUGUCUUAAGUACCAUUCACUCUGAAGUUCCUCAUGGGGUGGUGUUUGGAGACUACGUGAUUGAAUAUGGGGACGAUGAAAGUGGGGAUGAGUUCGAGGAUUUCCCUGGGGAUGAUGGUAAUUGGUGGACCUCUUGUAUCUUGUAUCAAGUAUUCGAUAAUUUCAGGAAUUCACGAAACCGAAGGAGAUCAAGAGUUGGCGAUACAAGACGGGGAAGUCGCCGUUCGAGUAACGACUUGUCGAAUUCCGAUGACAGUUUUGUGGCCUCAGUUGAAUUUUCAGAGUACGGUGUAGAAGAUAUUGACGACGAAAUUGUGAAUACAAAUGUCUCUUCAAGGGGUAAUUCCAACCAUAGGAGUUCCCGAAGACGUCGCUCCCGCUUUUACGACAACUAGCCAUUAGCGUCGGAAAAUGAGGCGGAGUUAAGGUAAUAGAGGGUCGAUUUAGACAUCAGAUUCAUGUUAAAUUAUGAUGAUGAUAUGUUCAUCAAACAUUUGAGUUCUUACCUUGUGUGGUUUCUUUCUUUCAAUUUUGUUUGGUGUCUUUAUGGGGUUUUCCCAAGAUGUAUUCUGCUCGCUCAAAUAUUGUCAAAAGGGAUUGGAUUGAAAUUCACCAAACUGAUGGUUUAUUACAGUGUACAGCUGAUCUAAAUUUGGUUCCCAUGCUUCA
Cucurbita pepo subsp. pepo (vegetable marrow) is the source of this 1606-nucleotide messenger RNA. The record is from RefSeq and is a predicted model, not a curated record. NCBI's taxonomy places the organism in Eukaryota, Viridiplantae, Streptophyta, Magnoliopsida, Cucurbitales, Cucurbitaceae.